This is a messenger RNA of Andrographis paniculata, 1485 nucleotides long. RefSeq lists its product as uncharacterized. The record is from RefSeq and is a predicted model, not a curated record. The coding region runs from base 1 to 1485 and encodes 494 amino acids. Lineage: Eukaryota; Viridiplantae; Streptophyta; Magnoliopsida; Lamiales; Acanthaceae. The transcript is spliced from 6 exons.
AUGUCCCUUUGCUAUAAGCAAGUACGAUCGGGAAUAAAGCGAUUGAAACAACACUUGCUUGGAAAUUCUGGAGACGUAGAGAAGUGUUCAAAAACUACCGAAGAAAUCCGGAAUGAGAUGCGGGAGUUCCUAAAGAAAAAGACAGUAGGAAAGCAGCCCAGUCGUAGUCGUGUUGAAUUAGAUGACGACGACGACGAUUUUGAUGUGAAUGUUCAAGGAGCAAGGCAAGGGGUAUCGCACAACUCAAUUUCUUAUCCUAGCUCGGGUACUUUGAGCAAGAGGAAGCGUUCGCAAUCUGUUCUAAAUUUUCCAUCGAUGCCGUCACAAGGUGGAAAAGAAAGCAAGUCGGUUGCUUCAUUGCUUAGAAAAACCCCGGAGGAAGUCAUUGAGGAAAGACAUAGCAAAACGGGUAGUGAAAGUCAAAGAACAUUAGAAGCGUCGGGGCAGAUGGGACUAGGUGUAAAAGGUCCAAGUUAUCAUGAAUUACGAGUUCCUCUUUUGGAGAAGGCGGUGAAAAUUGAAGAAAUUGAAAAAGAAUACGUGGUUCAGGUAGUAACGGACAAUGGUGUUAAUUUCGAGGCAACGGGUAAAAUAUUGGAGCAGCGCAUACCCACUUUAUAUUGGACUCAUUGUGCAACUCAUUGUCUUGAUCUUGUGUUGGAAGAUAUCGGGAAAUUGUUUGUUUUCCGGGCAAAGAUUGACAAUGCAAGAAGAGUUACUACUUAUAUCUAUAAGCACAGCUUAUAUAAGCAUAGGGAUGCUUUGAGGAGCUUAUUUUUUAGCGAAGACUGGACUGCAUCGAAAUUGGCUGAUACAAAUGCCGGAAGAUUAGUAGCAAACAAGGUAUUGUCUUCUCUUUUUUGGACUGGUGUGGAGGAUUGUAUAAAAGCAUCGCAUCCACUUCUAAUUGUUUUGAGGAUCGUUGACGGGGAUGAGAAGCCAGCGAUGCCGGAGUUUGCAGUAGCGAUGAAUGAAGCUAAAAGGAAAAUCAAAGAAGAUUUUGAGAAAAAGCCACAUUUGUUGAAAGAAGUGAGUGAUAAUGCAUAUGCUCGUAAGCCACGAGCUAUGUUUAAUGAUGUUCUUGAAAAAAUGGUCACUGAUGAUGAAUUGCAAACAAAGAUUUGUGAUCAAGUCGAUGAUUAUGAUAAUAUGCGGGGAAGCUUCGGAAAACAAUUGGCUAUUAAGCAACAAAAGGCAAAAAGUCAUCUUUAUUCGGGAGAGGAUCUUACAUGGAGUCAUGUUGAUGAAGCUAUGGGUGCAUCGGCUAAUCUUGAACGCCACAAUAUUCCUAGAAGGGGAAAUAUCGGAGAUACAUCGGGUUCAUCAAUACAAUUAUACUCUAGACGUCCUAAGAAAAUGUCAACUUCGGCAUUGAUGGAGCAAGAAUUAGAUGAUGAAGAUGUAUCAUUAGAUGAUGUCAUUGAUGAUGAUGAUUUUGAAGAUAUUCCUAGUGGUAGUGGUGGACUUGAGCUCUUUGAUUGUUGA